Sinocyclocheilus grahami is the source of this 378-nucleotide messenger RNA. Its product is annotated as mucosa-associated lymphoid tissue lymphoma translocation protein 1-like. The record is from RefSeq and is a predicted model, not a curated record. The transcript has 3 exons. Lineage: Eukaryota; Metazoa; Chordata; Actinopteri; Cypriniformes; Cyprinidae. The annotation marks the transcript as partial.
UAUGAGUUCAGUCACUGGGCCCAAGUAGAUGUCCUCGAUGUUCCACCAAGAUAUGAGGGCAGGCCAAGGGUGCUGAUCCAGCCUCAACCUCAAAGGCUGCUGGUGGGAGAUUUACUCUAUCUGGAGUGCGGAGCUAUUGGAAGACCCCUACCGCAAUAUCAAUGGUACAGAAACGGAGUGCCGAUCAAAAAAGCCACUAAGAGGAUGUACACUGUCAAGAAUUUGUUGCCAGAGCACCAGGGAAGGUAUCGCUGUGAGAUCUUCUGCAGUAAUGAACGAACAUGGAGCAAUGAAGUGGAUGUUGUUGUUGUUGUUGUUGUUAUAGGUAUGCAUCAUAUCUUUUGUUUUAUAUUUAUUCUUUGGUUAGAUGUUUUCUGA